UGUGCAAAGCCUACUGGUUGGCGUGGCGGGGGAAACGCCUUCCGGAUUGGGGGGGAACAAAACGGCGCGUAGUCAUUCGGGCACAGCCUGCUACCGCUUCCCGGAGUGCUACCGACGCGAGUGCUACCGACGCGCGCCACCCAGCAGCUGCCAGAAUGCCAAACUGGGGAGGAGGCAAGAAAUGUGGGGUGUGCCAGAAGACGGUCUACUUUGCGGAGGAGGUCCAGUGCGAGGGCAACAGCUUCCAUAAGUCCUGCUUCCUGUGCAUGGUCUGCAAGAAGAAUCUGGACAGCACCACUGUGGCCGUGCAUGGAGAAGAGAUCUAUUGCAAGUCCUGUUAUGGCAAGAAGUACGGGCCCAAAGGCUAUGGCUACGGGCAGGGCGCAGGCACACUGAGCAUGGACAAAGGGGAGUCUCUGGGCAUCAAGCAUGAGGAAGCCCCAGGACACAGGCCCACCACCAACCCCAAUGCGUCCAAGUUUGCCCAAAAGAUUGGCGGCUCUGAGCGCUGUCCCCGAUGUAGCCAGGCAGUCUAUGCUGCGGAGAAGGUGAUUGGUGCCGGGAAGUCCUGGCAUAAGUCCUGCUUCCGAUGUGCCAAAUGUGGCAAAGGCCUUGAGUCGACCACCCUGGCGGACAAGGAUGGUGAGAUCUACUGCAAAGGAUGCUAUGCUAAAAACUUUGGGCCCAAAGGUUUUGGCUUUGGACAAGGAGCUGGCGCCUUGGUCCACUCAGAGUGAGGCCGCUGCUGCCUGCAUACCCUGCCUGUUCCUGAGCUUUUCACCAUCAGUCCAUUCCCAGAAGCCUUGGACACCUCCAAGAUCCUCCCCCUCACUCAGCCCUGCUGCUGCCUGUCACUAAUGAUUAGGACUUGGGCAUCUGGCUUCGUCUGGUUCAGGGGUCUGCCUGAGCUCCUACCCCACUAAGGGCUUCUUCCUGCCUGCCAUUUGAUACCACCACCUUUAGGAGACAUCUGUCUAGCCACCCCUCUCAAGAGACCAGGUCCCUGUCCCCACACUUCAGCCCUACAGACCUCUGUUUCUAG
Molecule: messenger RNA, 1042 nt
Organism: Acomys russatus (golden spiny mouse)
Lineage: Eukaryota; Metazoa; Chordata; Mammalia; Rodentia; Muridae
Gene: Csrp1
Product: cysteine and glycine rich protein 1
Exons: 6
Coding region: 156-737 (193 amino acids)
Biological process (GO): muscle tissue development; sarcomere organization
Cellular component (GO): nucleus; cytoplasm; Z disc
Molecular function (GO): structural constituent of muscle; actinin binding
Source: RefSeq, a predicted model, not a curated record